Anopheles funestus (African malaria mosquito) is the source of this 1398-nucleotide messenger RNA. RefSeq names its product probable zinc transporter protein DDB_G0282067. Lineage: Eukaryota; Metazoa; Arthropoda; Insecta; Diptera; Culicidae. The transcript is spliced from 2 exons. The record is from RefSeq and is a predicted model, not a curated record. Gene Ontology annotation, cellular component: extracellular matrix. Bases 169 to 786 code for a protein of 205 amino acids.
GUUGCAGCUCCCUCUAUUGUUAAGGGUAUAAAUAUUGUUGUACGCCACCGGGAAUGGUACAGUCGAGCGGUGCUUUCCAUCGAAGUAAGAAGCAAUAGUCAGCCAAAUCGACGCGGCCGUAGUUCGUGCAAGGAAAGUGGGAAAAAAAGGAAAAACCAAAUCAUAACGAUGGCUUUUCUAUUCAAGACCGUUGCCUGCUUGGCGCUGCUGUCAGUCGCUGCCUGUGAGUAUGGCGGUGAGGAGGAGCACCACGGACACCAUAGCGUGGGAUAUUCGUACGCCAAGUUCAGUGGACCGGUUAGUGGACCGGCGCACGAGAUCCACGUCGAGGACAAGCACGGCCACGGGCACAAGAUUGACUAUGUCGCGAAGCCGGACUAUGUGUUCGAGUACGGUGUGGAGGACCCGAAAAGCAAGGUCUCCCAGAGCCGCAAGGAGCACCGGCACGAGGAUGAGCUGCACGGCGAGUAUAGUCUGCAUCAGCCCGACGGCAAGCUGCGCACGGUCAAGUACAGCUCGAACAAGCACAGCGGAUUCCAGGCUGAAGUGUUGAUCGAUGGAAAGCCGCUGCACGAGGAGGAGCUGGCCAAGCUGGCACAUGAGGCCGCCGCCCAGAGCGCGCACGGUGCCCAGCUGCACCAGCAUCAGCACCAGUUCCACCAUCAGCACCAGGACGAGCCCAAGGCGUACGGUGGCGCCGAACAGCAGACCUACGGUGGUGAAUCGUCCUACGGUAUCGGUGCCGAGGGUGGUGAGGAGGGAGCGCAGGAAGAAUACUACCACUAGAAACCAUCUUGCAUCGGUGGCAGGCUGUUCAACUGUGAACGAAACGUUCAGCAUUACCACGAUACCCCGCAGCAAAAGUGGUACCCCAAUCUCCACACCUUUCCGAUGAUUGCGGGAACUGGAAUAGAACUGAGAAGCAUAUUUGCCCUUUCUUGCUUUGCCCGAUGCUCACCGAAGCGUUGAACCAUGUUCCUAAGCUUUAAGAAUGUUCUGUAAGACUAUUUCGUCGACUCGCUGACAAAGCAAAGACCGAUUUAGUCAAACAUUUUUGUGUAAUUGUUUUUGUGUAUGACGGUCAGUGUAAUCGAGUCACAACUAUUUUCGGUGCUAAAAGUCACUGCUUAACUAUUUCACAAUUAAUAUUGAUUUCUUUACUAGCUCGUCCGGUUCAAUCUGACUCUUGAGAAAGAUUGAACUGCUGCAGACUUUCUAUGGCGCCCAUUAAACCUACGGAGAAUGUUAACUAGUGUAGUAGUCUCGUGUAAAACCAAAUGAAAUGAACGACUCUUCCAUGCUGGAAGAACGAAAUAAAACUAAUUGAAUUAUAUAAUCACAGUUUCGAAUUCCUUCAGCCACACCUAACAGACGAAAUGGUUUAGGCAACCAUUACAU